AUGGACGUCUUCAGGUUGGACGGACGUCUUCAGGUGAACGGACGUCUUCAGGUUGGACGGACGUCUUCAGGAGGUCCCCGAGACCCGGACGGCCUCGACGAUGGCACUCGGGGCACGGUGACGGCGGCGACGGCGGCGCCGGUCCACGCAGUUCGCGUGCGCGGCGGUCGCCGUCUCCGUGACGCCGAUCGCGCGCCUCGCCGCUCGCCCCACUGCCGCCCGUCGCUGCCGGAGGGCGCGGAGCCGGAACGUUCCGGAGGCCCCUCGGGGGAGGAGGAAGACGGCCUCGUGUGGGCGGUGGAGGAGCGAGGUCGACCCGAGGGAGGCCGACCCGGCGGCCGCGGGCGAUGUCGCGUAGAUCUCCCCCGGCGACCGUCGCGGGCGACGCCUCGGCGGUGGAGAGCGCCGCCCUCCUUUGUGCGGACGGUGGAGUUCAAGAGACGGCUGAGGCCCCAGGACGAGGGCGGCCUGCUGAACGCGACGCGCGACUGCGCCGCCUUCAGGCGCGCUCGAGGCUACGCGGCCUCGCCGCUGAGCCGCGAGGAGGCCGACUUCCCCGUCGCCUACUCCGUGGUCGCCCACCACCGCGUGGACAUGCUGGAGCGGCUGCUGCGCGCCAUCUACGCCCCGCAGAACCUCCACUGCCUCCACGUGGACGCCAAGUCGCCCCGGGCCUACCAGCAGGCGGCGCGCUCCCUCGCCGCCUGCUUCCCCAACGUGUUCGUGGCGCGCCGGCUGGAGGCGGUGGUCUACGCCUCGUGGUCGCGGGUGCAGGCCGACCUCAACUGCAUGCGCGAGCUGGCGGAGCGCGCCGGCGAGAGCCCCUGGAGGUACUUCGUGAACCUCUGCGGCCUCGACUUCCCCAUCAAGACCAACCCGGAGAUCUUGCGGCAUCAGGGACGAGAAGACGGCAACGACAGCUCUGGCGAGGAGGUGGAGGAGGAGGUGUCGCUUGAGGCACCAUCGCAACACCGCAAGGCGCCUUCAGUCGGGGGCCCUGCGAGGAUCCUUCUACCUCGGCUCAUCGACCCCGGCGGCGGCGACGGCGGCAGCAGCAGCAGCAGCAGCCAGUUGUGUCUGCCGCGCCCGACCCGGGGAGCCGUUUGCAGCUGCCGCCGAGCGUUCGAUGAGAUGUCCUGGUUCAAGAAAAUAGCUGCGCUGGGCGUGUGCUUCUUGGUCGGCUUGGCGGUCAGCAUCAGCUUCAUUCGCGUGAAGGUGUCGACGGGCCCGCCGGCGACGCGGCACCUCCAGAUGCCCGACAUCGGGGGACCCCGAUUCCCCGUCGACUGCGAGGCCGUCGUCUUGCGGGGCGACGUCGACGACGUGGCCUCGAACGCGGCGCUGCUGGCCCUGACGGUGGAAUUCCGGAAGGGGGCGAAUCUCGACGAGGGCGGCCUGCUGAACGCGACGCGCGACUGCGCCGCCUUCAGGCGCGAGCGGCGCUACCUGGCCUCGCCGCUGAGCCGCGAGGAGGCCGACUUCCCCGUCGCCUACUCCGUGGUCGCCCACCACCGCGUGGACAUGCUGGAGCGGCUGCUGCGCGCCAUCUACGCCCCGCAGAACCUCUACUGCCUCCACGUGGACGCCAAGUCGCCCCGGGCCUACCAGCAGGCGGCGCGCUCCCUCGCCGCCUGCUUCCCCAACGUGUUCGUGGCGCGCCGGCUGGAGGCGGUGGUCUACGCCUCGUGGUCGCGGGUGCAGGCCGACCUCAACUGCAUGCGCGAGCUGGCGGAGCGCGCCGCCGAGCGCCCCUGGAGGUACUUCAUCAACCUCUGCGGCCUCGACUUCCCCAUCAAGACCAACCUGGAGAUCGUGCGGGCGCUGCGGGCGCUGCGCGGCGCCAACAGCUUGGAGUCGACGAAGCCCCCGGGCUACAAGAGGCGUCGUUGGGAGUAUCGCCACGAGGUCGAGGGCGACCUCGUGAGGCUCACGGACGUCAGGAAGUCCCCGCCGCCCAUCCCGUCGCCGGUGUUCGCCGGCAGCGCCUACAUGGUGGUGACGCGCGCCUUCGUCGAGCACGUGCUGAGCGACCCCGCGGCCCGGGCCCUCAUGGAGUGGUCGAACGACACCUACAGCCCCGACGAGCACCUGUGGGCGACGCUGCAGCGGAUGCCCGGCGUGCCCGGGGCGGCGCCCUGGCACGACGUGCACGACGCGACGUGCCUGUCGGCGAUCGUGCGCGCCGUCAAGUGGUCGGCGUUCCAGGGCGACGUGGCCCAGGGGGCGGCCUACCCGCCCUGCCGCGGCGCCUACGUGAGGCAGAUCUGCGUCUACGGGGCGGGCGACCUGCCGUGGCUCGUGCGGCAGCGGCAGCUCUUCGCCAACAAAUUCGACACGGCGGUCGACCCCGUGGCCGUGCACUGCCUGGAGUGGUACCUCCGCAACAGGGCGGUGAAGUGGGCGGACAGGAUGCAAAGUGAAUGUUCGUAUUGGGAUUGA
Petromyzon marinus (sea lamprey) is the source of this 2439-nucleotide messenger RNA. Its product is annotated as beta-1,3-galactosyl-O-glycosyl-glycoprotein beta-1,6-N-acetylglucosaminyltransferase-like. Gene Ontology annotation, molecular function: acetylglucosaminyltransferase activity. Lineage: Eukaryota; Metazoa; Chordata; Hyperoartia; Petromyzontiformes; Petromyzontidae. Gene Ontology annotation, cellular component: membrane. The record is from RefSeq and is a predicted model, not a curated record.